Molecule: messenger RNA, 300 nt
Organism: Clonostachys rhizophaga
Lineage: Eukaryota; Fungi; Ascomycota; Sordariomycetes; Hypocreales; Bionectriaceae
Source: the annotation of a GenBank genome assembly
AUGGACACCCCCAGGAAUACACCCGUCAAAAGAAGACUUGGUGAAAAUGAUUCCAGAGGAGAAGACCAGGAUGAAGAGAAUGAAACUGCUGCAUCGUAUGCGCGGAAAGAACAAUGCACCUGGGAUCAUCGCAAAGCCCCUUACCGAUUCGAGUCAUGUGUCUUCACUCUUUCUCCCUCCCACGAGACCCCAGACGCGCAAGGAUUAAUUGACCAAAAUGGAUUGGCAGCCGCACGCCUCCCAGAUACUCAGGUUGAUCUUGACAUCUCUAGCCCCGAGAAUAUACACGAGUCUCACUAG